Molecule: messenger RNA, 1459 nt
Organism: Drosophila sulfurigaster albostrigata
Lineage: Eukaryota; Metazoa; Arthropoda; Insecta; Diptera; Drosophilidae
Gene: Cox10
Product: protoheme IX farnesyltransferase, mitochondrial
Exons: 4
Coding region: 116-1357 (413 amino acids)
Biological process (GO): heme biosynthetic process
Cellular component (GO): membrane; mitochondrion
Molecular function (GO): protoheme IX farnesyltransferase activity
Source: RefSeq, a predicted model, not a curated record
UGUAAAACACAUGAUUGCAAAACUUUCAUCUCUAAAUAAAUGAAAAUAUAUUGUGCAAAAAUGAUUUAAAUAAUUAAACGCGGUUCUUCUACGUAAACAAUAUUAAUAAACAAAUAUGUUUCGCAGACUAAGUAAACUGACGAUAUGCGAUCAUCUAACAACACAGAUAAUACCUACACAAAUCAAUUUGAUACGAUGUUCGGCAAGUGCGCGUCCAACUGACAACUGCAAAUCUGCUGUACCAUUAGAAGCUCUGUCCGUCGCAGUUCCCGCCCAUAUACUUAAUAAUGAGCAACAACCUCAAGCGGUACGAAAUUCGACAAAAUCGCUGGAGUUUCUGCCAUGGAUGCCGAGUCCCUACACAUCAAAUGCUAGCGGACCGCUCAGUCAAUACAAAAAGCUGUCUAAGUUUCGGCUGACAUCCUUGGUGGUGAUAACUACAAUGGGCGGUUAUGCUUUGGCGCCGGCUGCAUUUGAUUUAGCUACGUUUGCGAUGUGUUCACUGGGCACAGGAUUGGUUUCGGCUGCAGCGAAUUCUAUAAAUCAAUACCACGAAGUUCCCUUCGAUUCACAGAUGUCGCGUACGAAAAACCGGGUGCUGGUAACUGGACAAAUUACGCCACUAAAAGCAGUUGGCUUUGCUGUCGUCUCAGCGACUACAGGAUUGAGCAUGUUAUAUUUUGGCGUUAAUGGAUUAACAGCUGCUUUGGGUGCCGGCAAUCUGUUCCUCUACACCUCCGUUUACACGCCUAUGAAACGAAUGAGCAUCGCCAACACCUGGGUGGGCUCCAUUGUGGGCGCCAUACCACCGCUAAUGGGCUGGGCCGGUUGUGCUGGGUCUCUGGAUGCGGGUGCUAUGAUUCUUGCGGGGAUUCUGUAUGCCUGGCAAUUUCCACACUUCAAUGCGUUGUCGUGGAACCUGCGACCGGAUUAUUCGCGUGCUGGUUACCGCAUGAUGGCAGUCACAAACCCAGGAUUAUGUCGUCGUACCGCGUUGCGGUAUUCAGUCGCCAUUGGUGCUCUUUCGCUUUUGGCUCCUGUUGCAGAUGUAACCAACUAUUGGUUUGCUCUGGAGACACUGCCCUUAAACGCCUACUUUUGUUAUCUAGCUUACAAAUUUCAUCAGAAAUCGGACAGUGGAAGUUCUCGCAAAUUGUUUAGAUUUUCUUUAAUUCAUUUACCUGCGCUGAUGCUAUUGUUUUUGGCCAACAAAAAACACUGGUACUUCAAAGAUGAUACGGAAACAAACGAAGAAACUGUUAAGUCGGAUAAAUCGCUGAUAUCGGCUUUGCCCAAGUCUACGCCCAGUGGGUUGGAGAAAGUAUUACCGGUCGCUGUAACGGAAGGUUCGAGGUGAUGUUCUUCCAGUCAACUGGUAGCAAAAUUUGUAAGGAUUGUAUCGUAUUCCUAAUAGUGCAAAAAUACGUGUUUGUAAAAUGAAUAAAGAAAUUUAACUAUU